Closterium sp. NIES-65 is the source of this 2067-nucleotide messenger RNA. Lineage: Eukaryota; Viridiplantae; Streptophyta; Zygnematophyceae; Desmidiales; Closteriaceae. The record is from the annotation of a GenBank genome assembly.
AUGUCAGCUCCAAAAAUGCACAUGAUGUGGGCAGUGAGGGCGAAACCUUGUGGGGGCGACCCCUCCUCCCUUCCAACCCUCCACCCCACCCCACCCCAACCAGGCAUGAACACGGGCAUUCAGGACGCGCACAACCUCGCAUGGAAGCUCGCAGCUCUGCUCCAAGGCACCGCCUCCCCCGCCCUGCUCGCCUCCUACGAGGCAGAGAGGCGCCCAGUGGCCGUGGAAAAUACCCAUUUGAGUGUCAGCAACUUCGAGUCUGCUCUGGCUGUCCCCAGAGCCCUGAGUCUGGAACCCAACGCUGCCAGGUGCGUCCACACCCACUGUAGGCGGAGAGGGGGGGAGGCAGAGAGGCGCCCAGUGGCUGUGGGCAACACUCACCUGAGCGUCAGCAGCUUGGAGUCCGCUCUGGCUGUCCCUCGUGUGCGUGAGUGCCGACUGACUCCUCUCUCUCUCUCUUUAGUGGAGCCAGUGGGUCAAGAGCUCUGCUCUGCUCCACCCUCUCCCCUCCCCCCCUGCCCUGCUCGCCUCGCACGAGGCGGAGAGACGCCCAGUGGCCAUGGGUGCCAGUGGCCAGCCCUGGGUCUGGAUGGAGCCCUGGGUCUGGAUGGAGCCCUGGGUCUGGAUGGAGCCCUGCCAGCUGCCCUUACCUCUUCAACAGCCAAUCAGUUCCUGCCACGUCAGCUCCAGGCGACCCUCAUAGAGGCUGGGCUAUCAGCAGGGCGACAGCUGCUGCUCUCUGAUUGGCUGCUGAACCCAGCCAAUCCUGUGGGAAGAGAGCGGCUGGCAGCGGUGCAGAGGAGUUUGGAGGAGGGGAAGAGCCUGCAGCUGCUUUUCCCACAGCACGACUUGGGUUUUAGGUACAAGAAGGGCGCCUGUCCCUGUCCCCUUCAGACGUCCCUCAAGCAGCAGCAUACGAUUCCCAAGCUCGAAGAGCCAGCUCCACCUCCUUCACUCCCUCCACUCUCCCGGCGCCCGCCUGCCACACCGCAUGCUCACCCUGCUGCUGCCCUCCGCUGCUGCAACAACAGGCCAUCAGUCCAAAGAGCCGCCGGGUGCAAGCACCACACGCGCCUCAAAACCCGUCCCACCAUCACAGGGCUCUUCUCCCGUCCCACCAUCACAGGGCUCUUAUCCCGUCCCACCAUCACAGGGCUCUUAUCCCGUCCCACCAUCACAGGGCUCUUCUCCCUCUUCCAUCGACUCUCUCCGCUUGGCUGCAUCACUCCCACUCUGCGCCUCCCUCUCCCCACACACUUCUUCACAAACUCAAAUCAACAUUUCUCCAUCUCCCCACAGUCCUUCCCAGAUUCACUUCACCAUUUCCCCCUCUCUCUCCUAUGCCGCCCCUUCAAAUUUCCUUGCAUGCAGGGCCCUUCUCUUUCCUCCAUCGACCUCUCUCCUCUCGGCUCCAUCACCCCCACUCUCCUCCUCCUUCUCGGCCCCCACACUCCCCUCUGGCUCGCCUCCUCUCUCCGCGCACACUCCCUCACUUGCCUCCCCCUCCGUCUCGUCCUCCUCGCUCCCCACCCCUCCUCCUUCUCCCCUCUCCCUUCCCUCCUUGCCCCUCUCGGCCUCUGCGUAGAGCCUGCUAGCACGGAAGGGGGGGGUGGCAACCGUGUAACAGGGAAGGGAGUCAGUGCAAGCGAGUUUAGAGGCAACAACACGCCGAUACAGCCGGUUCAGCUGGUAUGGGAGAAGCAGCGAGCACAGCAGAGGAGAGGGGUGCAGAGAGGGGGGAGUGGUUUGGCAUGGUACUUUGAGUCGACUCAAAAGUCAUCAGGGGUGGGGGAGUCGUGUGCUGUUCUUGUAAGUCCGGAUGGGCACGUGGCAUGGCGAAUGAUGCACCCACCUGCUGCUGAAACUGACAGUGGUGCUGAUGGGUUUGGCAGCAGUGGUAAUGGAACUGGCAGAGGUGCUGCUGGGAAUGGCAGUGGUGCUGCUGGGUUCAGGAGCGGUGCUUCCCAAUCUUGUGACACCCUUCUGUCACAUGGGUCAAUACCUGAUGCUGCUAAUGCCAUCGCACAAGCGUUGCGACGUGCAUUUGGAUGGGAUGCCAGUAGCUAA